AUGGGUCAAACAACGAGCUAUGAGCCGUGUGUCUUCAAUCAAACGACAUUCAGUGAGAUCAUGCGAAACAACUAUAACUUAGCAAAGGAAUUCGCUGAAUAUAUCAAACGAGUGAAUGCGUCCACCGGUUUACUGACAGCUAACGCACUGAACUCGCCAUCAAUCCUCUCAAAUGGGACUACUCCGGCAAAACUCAAUCACAUCGAUCUUCUCAAACUUUAUUGUCAUCAAUAUCCGAUUAUUCCUGAAUACGCUCAUUUCUUUAUUGAGUUUUAUUAUGUGAUGAUACCAAAGGAGAAAAAUUGUACACCAAAGUUGCCGGAUGGAGAUCCAUUCACUCCACUUUGGGUAAACAUCUUCAUCACAAUGAUCUUCUUCAUCAUUGGAGUCAUCGGAAUUGUCGGGAAUUUGUUGACUGUUUGGGUGAUUUACAAGAACAAGAGCUUACAAACGCAUACAAACUAUUUCUUAGCCUCAUUGGCUUUAUCGGAUUUGUUGCUGAUAUUAGUACAACAAUCUCCUUUUUUCACAUUUGUUUCCAUUUUGACAAUCGUCGCGCUGACUGGAGAACGAUAUACAGCUAUUUGUAAACCAUUCAGUAUUUUGAAAUUCAAUAAGCAACGCGUGCGACGAAUCAUUUAUUUGAUUUGGGUGGUCGCUUUCAUUCCCUCAUUGUAUCUCGGAAUGCAGUAUAAACAAGUAGUGGAGGAUUUUUGCGGCUACAAUCGAGAUCUCGGCGUUGGUCUUGGCUAUUGUGAUUAUGUCACCUCACCGAAUGAUCUCUUUCGUUUUCCAUUUGAGUUAGCCAUGGUGAUUACCUUUGUAUUACCGAUGAUUUUCAUUAUGUAUUGUUAUAUGAGAAUCCUUCAAACAUUGAAUACAACAAAGUUGGCGAGAAAUCUCACCGUUCACAUUCCAUUGGAAUCAACAAGAAGCGAAUCGAUUCACAACAAUCACAGAAGUAGUUUGAGAGAAAGCAUUCGAGAAAAAUUCAGCGGUGCUCCCCGACGCUCUCAACAAGAUUCAAAUUCCCAAGGUGUCAUGCAAGUACAUCACAAAUUAAGCGUUCAAAUGACACAACAAGCGCAUCGAAUGGUCAUCAAAAUAUUGGUGACUGUCUCAAUGACGUUUUUCAUUUGCUAUCUACCGUAUCAUUUAGAGCGUCUUAUCGCUCAAUACAUUAAAAAUCAAUGCAAGCAAAGUCUUUUAUGUUUGCUUCUCUAUCCGAUCACCGGGCUGUUACAGUAUGUCUCAGCUACUCUGAAUCCAAUCUUCUACAAUCUGAUGUCCGAUCGUUUUCGUGCGGCUUUCAAGAGCACUUUUGAGAACAUCUUCCGCAGUCCAAAAGAGUAUCAAAAUAUUAAUGGUGCGAGUCAACGUUUGGCGAUGAGAGUCAUUGAAAGAAGAGGGACAAGAUGCACGGAAUUACUCUCAACUGAAAGUCCUAUG
This is a messenger RNA of Mesorhabditis belari, 1449 nucleotides long. Lineage: Eukaryota; Metazoa; Nematoda; Chromadorea; Rhabditida; Rhabditidae. The record is from the annotation of a GenBank genome assembly.